AUGGGAAAUUAUAUUCUCAAACUAUGUUAUGCUUUGUUUUUCAUUUUCUUGCAUUCUGCAAGUUCAAUCCAUGGACAUUUCAACUCAACAAGUAGUACUAAAGAAGUAAAAUGCAAAGAGAGGGAGAGAGAAGCACUCUUAAGGUUCAAACAAGGCCUCCAAGAUGAUUAUGGCAUGCUUUCCACAUGGAGGGAUGAUGAGAAAAAUAGAGAUUGUUGCAAGUGGAAUGGAAUUGGUUGCAGCAAUGAAACAGGUCAUGUCCACAUGCUUGAUCUUCAUGGUUCUGGUACACAUCUUUUGAUCGGUGCAAUCAAUCUUAGUUUAUUGAUUGAGUUGAAAAAUAUCAAAUAUUUGGACUUAAGCAGGAAUUAUUUUCUUGGUAGUUACAUACCAGAACUUAUUGAUUCCUUCACCAAAUUACGAUAUCUCAAUAUUUCAAGUUGUGAAUUUAUUGGAAGGAUACCUAACCAACUUGGGAAGCUUAAGAAUUUACAAUAUCUAGAUCUCAAAUACAAUGAAUUUCUUGAAGGACAAAUCCCUCAUGAACUUGGAAAUCUCUCACAGCUCAAGUAUCUUAACAUUGAAGGAAACAAUCUUGUUGGAGAAAUCCCUUGUGAACUUGGAAAUCUAGCAAAACUAGAGUAUCUUAACCUUGGAGGAAAUUCUCUUUCAGGAGCAAUCCCUUAUCAACUUGGAAAUCUUGCACAACUGCAGUUUCUUGAUCUCGGAGACAAUUUACUUGAUGGAACAAUCCCUUUCAAGAUUGGGGAGCUUUUGAUGGUGCAAUCACACUAA
This is a messenger RNA of Medicago truncatula (barrel medic), 795 nucleotides long. RefSeq names its product receptor-like protein 11. Gene Ontology annotation, molecular function: protein binding. Bases 1 to 795 code for a protein of 264 amino acids. The transcript has a single exon. The record is from RefSeq and is a predicted model, not a curated record. Lineage: Eukaryota; Viridiplantae; Streptophyta; Magnoliopsida; Fabales; Fabaceae.